Molecule: messenger RNA, 9193 nt
Organism: Porites lobata
Lineage: Eukaryota; Metazoa; Cnidaria; Anthozoa; Scleractinia; Poritidae
Source: the annotation of a GenBank genome assembly
CAAAAAUAACCUUGUUUGUUUAUUUUCUGCCGAGUUUCUGCUGUCAGUGUUGUCAAUGUUGAUCGGUGAAAGCCUGAGGUUGGCAGUUCAUUUCUUUAAUAUGAGGAUGAGUAAUGAAAAAAGAACACUUUGGAUUAUCGUUAGGAUUGGUGAUGGUGAGGAAUAACUCCCCACGCAACUCGCAUUGUUUGAACAAAUUGGUUCCUUGUCAGAUUCAAGAAAUGUUUCCUUAUUUAAGCUUUUAAUUAAGCUUAAAAGUCGCCUCAUCAACGUUAAUCUAUUUUAAGCUUACUCUUACUCAUCGCCUUUUUUGUGUUUGUGAAUAGAAGUGUCUGAUUUAAAACAAUUCCAGUUCACUGAAGCCACGGAAGAGGAAGAUGAAACAUACGCCAAAGCUGAGUUCUUGGAGGUGAUAAGAUUACUGAUUUUUUCAGGGCCCGCCCAGGGGGAGGGCCUCUGCAGGGGGGAGGGGGGGGCGGGGGUUAGUGAAAAAAGAGAGAGUCUCCAGAUUUUAGAUCUCCCAGGUUGGUAUCUCUGUACAAUGUGCACCGGCAAAUAGACGCGUUCAAUUUAUUUAUUGUUUUUUCAGGCUCUUGUUGAACAGCUUGACAUAUCUGUUAAAGAGAAAGGAAAUGUUCUCAAGGUAACAAUGUACUGAUCUAGUUCUUUAAGUAAGAGGGUAUGCAUUGUAAUUUAUUUUUCAAUCAUGAUCAUUGACUCCCUUUUGAAACCUUAAGUCUCAGUGUCAAAAUAUGCAAAUAGGUAUGGUUCACAUCUGUCAGCUAGCAAUCCAGCACAUCGUCAGUGGUUGUAAUCAAGGUUUGAAAUUAUAUGUUGACUUGUCACAUUUCAUUUUUGAUUCUUACUUGUUGUUUGGUUUGUUUACCUGUUUGUGUUUUCGUUAUUAAUAUAAAUAAAUAUUUUUAGUGAGUGUGUGUUUUUGUUUAGAUUGUACAUGUGAAAUCCUUGGGGAACUUUCGGUGCAGUGAAACCCCGCUAUAACGAAGCCGACCAUAACAAAGACUCCGUUAAGACAAAAAAUGUCUGAAAGCCCAGCAGUCAAUUACAGUAACAGAUGCGGAAACGAUCCCUGCUAUGAUGAACCCCGCUAUAAGUAAUAACAAAAUCUCACUAUAAUGAAUAGAUUUGACGGUCCCAACACACAAUUUACCCCACUGUAACAAAUAUUUUGUCUGGUUGUUAGCAGCAGUCAGUAAAAACGACAAAUUUGAGUUGAAAUCACUGCUUGCUUCAAUUGAAAGUGUUUUUGAAUCUGAUGUCUUGAUUUUCAGCACUAUACACUUACAGUAUCAUGUGUUUUCUACAUCCAGUAUUGAAUUUUGGUAAUUAUUAUUUAUUAAAUUACCCUGCUAUAACAAAUAUUUUUGCUGUUAAUGGGGUCUUUAUGAUAACGAAGACCCCGCUACAAUGAACAAUUUUUUCGGUGCUGUGGCACUUCGUUAUAGCAGGGUUCCACUGAAACUGACUCAAACAACCUUCAGCUGUUUUCUUUUUUUCUUUUUUGUUUUGUUUGUUAUUGUAACAGUUGAGAAAUGGAAGAGGAUCACUGAUACCUUUAAGCAGGCGAACUCCAGAAAAUACUGUAACAAGGUUAGUCCUGCUAAUAUUUUAGAUGUCCUUUUUUCCCUGAAGACAUCUAUUAAAUUGGAAGGACUUUUUAUUACAGCGUAACUUGACACAUAAACAAGUUUUCUUCCAAACUAUUUCAGCUUUUAAAUAGCCCAUUUUACAGUUACAGUGGGAAAUCAGGCUGGAGUUGACCUUGUUUUGAUACAACCCUCCUGCUUUCUUCUGUAAACCAUGUUGUUUUUGUGCUAAUUAAUAGUAUUUUUUAAGCAUAAUUUGCAUAAGAAAGGGAAAAAUGUUUUUAUCAAAACAAGCUCUACCUCAGCUUCAUGGUCACUCAAAGGCUAGAAUACUAGCUAAGCCCACUAAUCAUUUUUGUAGUAAAUGGAAUUGAUUUGUGGAAAUGCUAAAGGUGAUUCCAAGUUAAGAUUUACCACUCCUGAAUUUUGCUUACCAUUAACAUUUGCCCAAACCAUGAACUGCCAUUUUUCCAGCUGAGGUUCCUUGUUGUAUAGGGCAACUUCAAACUUAUCUUCAGUAAAAGUACCUUGGUAGUUAAUUUGGAUUAAAACUGUUAAGUUGCGGACUCAUGUGUGAAAAAAAAUUUCCAAGAUACCAUUUAAACUAGUCUGCAUUGCAGAUGAAACUAUCUUCUGAGUGGUUAAGCCCAUCUGCCAAACAGCUUAUAGAGUAUUCUUUACAGAAUUUUGUGUACAUUAAUUUUGCAUUACAUUUAGGAUGCUAUCAAAAGUUAACAUUAUUUUUGUCUUUGUUCGAACAGCCCUUAUGUUCUUGAAGUUUGCAAGAGGCACUCUUCAGGUAAAAAAUAAAACCUUUUUAACAAAUCAAAAUGCCAAGUUGUCUUAAACAAUUUUUUUUUCAAAACUUACAGGCCUAAAUUUCAAAGUGCAGUUUUCACAUAAGUGUCAAUAAUUAUUUGCUUUGUCAUUGCAUUGUUUUUCAAAGAAUAAUGAUACAGAAAAGAAACACAACAUGUCUUGUAUCAAUCUGCUGUUGCUUGGGUUUGCCUACAUACAAUAAAGAAAAGGGAGUUUAAGUGAUGGCAACAGCAACAGCAGCAAGAACGACAAAAAAGCAAUGACUUUUAAUAAUGCGAGUGCAUUGUACUUUAUUAUUAACCUCAAUGCCAUGGUUAGUACAUGACUUUGACGUGUGCCAACAUUUGAUGUAUUGAAUGAGGUGAAAUACUGAUACCAUGUAGCAUGAAAAUUUUGCAGGUUCUAAUUUUUGCGAAUUUUGUGGAUUGACCUUGAUCCGCAAAAAUUAGUUCCCGCAGAAAAAAAACCCACAAAAUAAAACACCGCAAAAAUUAACUCCCUUCAGUCAAAGUAAAAACUCUGCUUUAAAUGGACUUGUUGUGUAUGGUAGGGAUAGGCUUUUGUUUUGUUUUGCUGUUGUUCAGUCCCUUUGUGCAGUAAGAUAUUACAGUAAUUACCGUAUUAUCAGGGUCGUAACAUGGUAUAUCCAGGACCCAUUGAUCCCUAUUCUCUUGCCGUUAUUUUGAUCCCUGAGCCCCAUUUUCCCCAACAUUUUGAUCCCUGAGCCCUGAUAAAGAAAAUGAUCCCAUCCAUGUUUUUACACAAAAUUUUAACUUAGACAACUUUGUUUAUCUCCAAAUAUAGAAUAUAGAACAUGCUCAAAUGGGCUGAUGAGAAAAACAUUAACUUUAAUUUUUAGUGCAAGUUGUAGGUUCUAUCAGAGCAUUAAAGACAAUAUAAGUCAACCUCUUUUUGUGCAUUAUUCUAUUUAAAACACUUUAAAUAUAAUGUUUGGCGAUACUAGACAAAUGUUAAAACCUCAUUUUCUUGAACGGGAGCUUUAGUAAGAUACCAAAUGUAAGUUAUUGUUAAUUUAUACAUUAAAAGUAGUCCACUUCCCUUUAAGUAUCGUACAUCUUGAAAGAUCUUGCGGCGGAAUCUUGAUUUUUCAGAUGUAACGUUCAUCAGGAGUAUUUACAAGGUUUAUUUUCAGUGUUGCUCAUACGAGCAAGGCUACCCGGAGGUUUAUAAGCCAAUCACAAGACAGCAUUGGAUUCAAAAUUCGAAUAAAUACAAUUUAGUCAAAGAGUAAACACAGCUAGCGCUGGUUGGUCCCCGGUUGAGUUAACGUCACUGUAACGUACUUCUGAACUAAGGUCUUCCUCUAGCUUUCCAAUUCCUGUCCCAUACGAACAUCUGCUUGCCCGGAUAACUUGUCCAGUUAAUCAUUGUCCGAGCUGUGUGGGUCACAGAUGUUUUAUUUCCAAAGAGACUCUUGCAACCAAAAAUUUCACGUCGGCCGUGUUACUGGUCUACAAUAUUGAUGUUAAUAAAGUGUAAUUGUUUGUCUCACGAUUCAGUCACUGAAUGAUGUAGCAGAUCGCGACGUUUCAACUUCGUAUAUCAAGUGUUCAUGAGAAAAAGCAACACUUAAAGACCUUGCCUUGCUAGUCCUCGUCGACUGGUCACACGUGAACUUGUAUGACUCCAAGAUCUGGUUCUGGUUGGUCGAUUAUUAGCCGCUGAGAUUGGUGUAUUUCUUACUCCAUUGUUUGUAUGAGCUUUUUCCUCACUGGUCCACUGUCGUACGGAUCUCCUAUUGCUGUGUUUCUUGAUUAAGGGCAACCGAGCUUCUGGACUUUCUAUUCUGCUAUCCCUGUUGAUGUUGUUAGAGUGUAGCCUUAUGUGAAUUUUCUCUUUCAUUCUGUGUGUGUUACAGUGAGGAUCACGAUCAAUUAACAAUAGCAAAAUACCUGCUUUACAUGAAGUAGAAAAAUUAAAAGAUGCAAGCCACAGGUUCUACAGUUUAACAGUUUUUCUUUUUCCUGGCUUAAAAACCAUUGUUGAUUGACAGUGGACAUACCUGGUUGUAGCUAUAGGUCUUCCUGACCUACUCCUUCCAGCUUCAAAUCUAAUUGGCUCUGAAAAGUUGUCCGCCUAAGCUUGCUCCCCUUCCUCUUCGUCACCACCUGACGCAGGGGAAUCAUCUGAUUCAACUGGCCCCUGGAGCAAUGCAACUAGGCGUUGCUCUUCAAGGCAGCUCAAACAGAAGUUGUUUCCAUCUUUUAUUAUUCGAACUUUCCUGAUGAUACACUUAGGUGACUUUCUAUCGUCACGGUGACCAGUCUGGUAUACAAGGGGAUCUUCUUCUGACUGUUCCAGCCAUCUCAAACCCAUGUGAUCUUCCAGGAAUGCGUCACCGUUACGGUGGAGAUCUUUCAAAACAAAGGAAUGAUAUACCUCUUGUAAUUGUGCUUGAGAGCAACUAUGUCGCCUUUUGAAUAGAUAAUCUCAUAUGAAGUGUAGUUUGUCCUUAAUCUCCAUGUGCCGACGCAUUCCUUCUGAACAUACUCAGAGCAAGUGGAAGUGUACCAGCUCUUCCUUUGGUCUUCCCUCUCGUUCGUUGCUGUCGUACACCCCGUCGUAUCGCUCCUUUCCCUCCACGCUCGUUUCCUCGUCCAUAUCCUCCUUAACGUUUACUCUUGCCGUGCAACUUUCGAAGCCAUUCCGGUGCCUUUGGACCCAGCUUUCUCUGUGUGUAAUGGCUUCGAGGACCAGUAUAAAAGAUAAAUGAGGAUUGGUAGAGCCUCUCUAUUGAUUCUAAAAGGCAGCUGGGCCGCCGUGAUGCGUAGUCGUUCAGAGCGGGUGUUCUCUCUCCACUAAAAAAUUCAGGCUCCAAAUCUAAGGUGGUGAUAUCUUUCGUGGCCAACCGUUACAUAAGCCGAGGCCGAAUAGCCCAAAGGGCCGAAAAAAUUCUUGCAGAUCAAUAUUAUCACUAAGAUCUGUAAAUUUUGUGCAAAACAAAAUAGCCACUGCACGAAUGAGGUCUGAAAAAAUCUUGCACGAAAAAAAAUAACCCAUCCCCGGCUCAAAAAUCAAAUAGUGGGCCCCUUACUGGUGGCCCUUCAUGCUGAGUGCUAUAAUAUAUUUACUUCCUGCAGACUCUGCUACUUGUACCUAGUAUGCAAAAUUCCUUUCACCAAUUCAACCGUUUAUUUUAUAUUUUAUAAAAAAAACUAAAGAAAUAAAAUAUGAAGGUUUUGUUACUUUUAUUUCACCGAGGUAAGUCGUUGGUGUUCCACUUAUUUUCACUAAUUCUACACUGUAAACAAGCAUUUAUCAGUUAUACAGAAAUGGAAUGUGUCCUUUACUUUCCCGGUCCAAAACUAGUACUGGUAGGUGAACCGAUCUCGGUUUCUCAUCAGAGUUCGAGAUAACCCUAACCCUGCAAUUAGAGCAGAUUUAUUAAAUUGCGAGGAAGCAUUUAUUUUGCAACAAAGCGCGCGAAUUCAUAUAAUUUUUAUUGCACUUUUGUAUUCUACUUUUGACGUCUAUUCUGACUAAUUAUUUAAGCACUUUUAAGAGUUAAGUUACUGGUCAAAAAAUACGAACCUCGAUUUAUAGUCGCCUUGCGACUUGCUUGAGGCGAUGAGACAAUCGGGACCUAUGCAGUAAAUUCCGCUUUUAACGAAUCGGUUUGUCUAUUGUCCUGGCGGUAUAUUGUUAUGUUUGAUCGGCCGAAAAACUCUAUGCUUGGACCCUUACCAGGAGUAAAUCAGUCAAGGAAGUACUUACGUACCUUUCUCUGUCACAGGAUUUCUUUUUGUCCUUUUUCUUCUUCCCCAUUUCUCGCCAAAAAAGAUAUGUAAAAUCCCUUUCUCUGCCUUCUGGCAUUGACAGAGCGUUGAGGAGUUGCGUUACAAAGCGAGAAAAGUGACUUGAGAUUCAUAUUCCGGUGCCCUCAACAAUUAAUAAAUUAAGAAUAUGAUACCAUGUUUUGGUCAAACAACCAGGACUUCGUAUGACAGGAACUGCCGUCAGCUGGAAGCAAGAAUGGGUAAUGUAACUUGGCCAGGAAAUUCUAUGGACACAAACCUUAUUAUGCGGAAAAAUAUUGUGAUAAGAGGGUUUUAGACCGUGUAAUAAAUCUGAUCCCUGAUUUGGGCUCAAAAGCCUUGUGAUCCCUGAUCCCAUUCUUCUGAGCCCUGAGCCCUUUCCUCUGAGCCCUGAUCCCAGUCCUAUUUUGGGCUUUGAGCCCUGAGCCCAUAUACCAUGUUACGACCCUGGUAUUAUUCUCCAUUAAAUAUGUAAGUAGAGUGAACUUUGACUCAACAUACCGUAAAAUAAAAGUUGAAAAUACCAUAUUAAGGUUUCUUCCACUUAAAUAUUCUGCUACUUGAACAGAGAGUCGCAAAAAUUAGUUCCCACCAGAAAUUUCAGUCAUCUCGAACCUCAAAAAUUUGUUCCCGCAAACCACAAAAAAUCGCCAAUCCGCAAAAUUUUCAUACCACAUGGUAGAAGUGAAAUUCUAGAAGCAGAAUUUUCUCUUAGAGUUGACUGAAUUUGAAAGACUUGGGCAAAAUAUUGACAAUGAUACUUCAUCCUCCACCUACCCCCGCCCCCCUUCUUCAAGCAAUGUUGUGUUCAAAAAAAGAACCUAUUUUCAUCCAUCCACCCAUUGUUUGUAAAAUUCAACAUCGUUUGGGGUUGGACAGGGAGCUAACCAAGUGAGGUCCCAACACUUUAGUACCUCCAUUUUAAGCAUAUUAUCAGUGAUGCAAUGUCCUCAAAAAAAUUUGCCAGUUAAAUGGUUAUAAGUGACGUUUAUGCUGGCGUGGCAGUCAUGGUUGCUUAAGCGUAAACAGUUCUCUCAACUGUGUGUCAUGUUUUCAGUAAAACCCUCUCCCAGAAGAGCUGAUGUUCCAAGUUACAAUGAGACUUACAAGAGGAAGUUACAGUUGUUUGGCAAAAGGGUGUGAUACAGAUUGUUUAUGUCAUUUCUAUAAAUUUAUAUGUUGUAAUAAUCAAAUGUGUAAGCUAAAACCAAUAAGAAGAAGUGAUUUUUCCGGGAUCAUCAUGAUGUACCAUUGUUAAGGUAAAAGUAAAAACAAACGUAUUAUGCAUAGCUACUUGUAGAAUCGUUUACCAAAUUAACAUUUUGCUGAUGGUAACGAAUGAAAAAGUUACGCAAAUACUUUUUAUGAUAUUGAGUACCACUGCACCUUGGAACUAGGUCAUUCAGUGGCAGAACUACACUUAAGGGGAGAUUUAGCUUAACCUAGGGAGCUCACCCCCGCAUUUUUAGAUACUGAGUCGGGUUCGGUAUGUGAGAAUUGACUGCAUUCACAGGCGAAUCCCAGGGCCAGCUUUAAAUUAAUUUAUUCAAAAUACUGGGAAUUUCAAUAAAUGGAGGGCUCGCCAAGUUACAUAGCUUUUAUUUCAUAAAUCCAAGAGAAAUAGAGCUUAAGUAAAAAAAAAUCCAAAGCAUUCAAUAAUGGAGAUUCUACGGGUAUUUUCUUUAGCAGUCGUUACAGGUGGCUAAUGACGCAUCUAUUUACUACUUUAAUUCUGUGACAUGUAUUUUCAGAUAAGCAAACUAGAAGAGACGAUUCCAAAACUUUCUCACUUGCGAGAUGCAAAACUCAGUUCUGUGAGUAUUAACAGUUUUUACUGCCCUUUCACAACUUUAAUACUUUACAGUGUUAAAAUUGUGAAAGCAAAACUAACAACUGAAAUCGAAAUUUGAGAACUUUAAGAUACGAGUGUAAGUCUUGUUAACAGUUCUUCAUUUGUCUGCACUCGCCAUGAGAGCACAGACUCAAACAAUUUAACUUUAUCCUCAUAACAUUAUGCCUUUGUAAUCAACUAAGGUGAAAAAUAAUAAUCAUAGUGAGAAAUAAAUCGAAACAUUCAGUCUACUGCGAGAAAUGAACACGUUGUUCAUAAGUGUGCAAGUUAGUCCCAUGGUAUGAAGCUAAAUGAGAUACAGUUCUGAAGUUCGGUCAAUAAUCAUACAGUAAACUACAUAUGCUUUUUCGGUUGCCAAACUGAAUCGCGAAUUUUUGCAAACUGCUCUAGUUUCAAAUCAUUACUUUUGUUUUAUCCUUUUUUUUGUUAUUAAUGCAGUAAUUUAUUAUUCAGUUCCUCUAAUCAAUAAAUUGUUGUUUUUCGUUUUCAACAAACAGGAGAUGAAACACUUAGAGCAGAGAUUGAGCUUCCUGAAUUCCAAGCUUCAGGUGUGUGACGUGUUUGACCAGCUCAUAACUGAUAAAGUAAUGAAGCUUGUAGUGCAUCAUCAUCUUUUCUUUGUUGUUCUUCCUUUAUACAGGAGGCAGAAUCAAGACAGUGGAAGGGGAUGUUUACCAAACAUCCUCUGUGGUAAACAAUUGCAGCGGAAUCUUUGUCGUGCAAGUGUUAAUGUAUAACUCUGUAUCCUUGACGUAUGAUAAGCCAUUGCUUGAUAGGCGAAGCCCUCAUCAGAAAUAUUGUGUGUGACAUCCUUCUUUGUAGUCAUUUUGAGCGGCUUUGGACGGUGUUGCACAAGGAAUAUCUGAUAUAUCGGUCAACAAAGUUUUCAGUGAAAAGUAAUGGUUCCACUUCUUCUCGAUAUUUAAAAAUCAGUAAUAGUUUCGUGAAGUGACAAGGGAAUAAGAAUUCUUAUGCUAAUGAGGAAAACAAAGAUUCGUCAGUAAAAACCUCAUUUAGAUAACUUCUUGAAUAAAAAAACUAGAAAUGAAUUCUGAAACGUGUCCUUAAAUCACUUCAUCAUAAAAUAACCCAAUCAGGUAGGAACUCGAGCAACACAUUUUUUUUUUUUCAUAAUUAUU